Molecule: messenger RNA, 1224 nt
Organism: Arachis ipaensis
Lineage: Eukaryota; Viridiplantae; Streptophyta; Magnoliopsida; Fabales; Fabaceae
Source: RefSeq, a predicted model, not a curated record
AUGGUUAGGGCUGACGCAUCGGUUAGCAUCAAGGUGCUCCUGAACGCCACGGCAGCGCAUUUUGGUUUUAGGCCGACUUACAGGAGGGUUUGGAUGGCGAAGCAGAAGGCCGUUGGUCUCAUCUACGGUGACUGGGAUGAGUCAUACAGCGAGAUACCUAGGUGGGUGUUGGGUGUCCAGCUGACGAUGCCUGGUACUGUUGCGGUCCUCAGGACGAGCCCGGUUAUAGUUGGAGGACAGGACGGGAACUCCAACAUUCUACCUGUCGCAUUCGCACUAGUAGAGGGUGAGAAUGCGGAGUCGUGGACAUUCUUUCUCUCGCACCUUCGGCAGCACGUGACCCCGCAGCCCGGUCUGCUGGUUAUAUCGGAUAGGCAAAACGGCAUCAAGUCUGCGCUUGAGGCCCCGGACGGAGGUUGGUUACCACCAUCUGCGUACCGUGCAUUCUGCAUACGACACGUAGUGGCUAAUUUCGCCCUUACCUUCAAGGGCAAAGACGCUAGGAGGCUUCUCGUGAAUGCAGCGUACGCAAAGACUGAGGUUGAGUUUGAUUACUGGUUUGAUAUACUGCGGUCUGAAGACCCAGCGAUGUCAUCCCUGGUGAAGGCAACAUAUGGCAGGCUGGCCGAACUCUUUGUUCGCAAGGGGCGAGAGGCUGAGGCCCAGAUGGGCACCGGACAGCAGUUCAGUCAGCAUUUGGUGAAGUGUAUCGAGGCCAACUUGAAGACGGCCAGGUGCUUCACGGUGACGUUGUAUGACCGUGAUAACUCCGAGUUCACCGUAGCGGAGACCACUCCGACUGGUACUUUCUCAUUGGGUACUUACCGAGUAUCGCUUGCCUCCCGGACAUGUGACUGUGGGUACUUUCAGGCGCUUCAUUUCCCGUGUCAGCACGCACUUGCAUGCUGUGCCUACGCACGUGUCAGCUGGAGCUCCUAUGUUCAUAGCGUCUAUCAGAUGACCUCGGUGUUCAAUGUCUAUCGGAUGGGAUUCACACCACCAAUCCCGGAGGGCUACUGGCCACCCUACGAUGGGCCCACGGUGAUUCCGGACCCAAACAGAAGGCGUGCGAGAGAGGGGAGGCCUAGAUCCACAAGGAUACGGACGAAUAUGGAUGAGGCAGAUCCAAACAGGCCAAAACGGUGUGGCCUUUGUCGCCAACCCGGACACACUAGACGUAGAUGCCCACAGGUAGUAGGAUCGUCUCAGACAGGGCGAAAUUAG